Vicia villosa (hairy vetch) is the source of this 1152-nucleotide messenger RNA. RefSeq names its product protein neprosin-like. The record is from RefSeq and is a predicted model, not a curated record. NCBI's taxonomy places the organism in Eukaryota, Viridiplantae, Streptophyta, Magnoliopsida, Fabales, Fabaceae. The transcript is spliced from 7 exons. The annotation marks the transcript as partial.
AAAAUGAUCAACAUACUAUUCUUUCUUAUGGGUUUGGCGGCAAGUAUUAACGGCCAUAAGUUUGAUACUAUGCAAAGCAAAUUGAAAGAGGACUUAGAAAUAGAUAAAGAACUAAAACUUAUUAACAAAACUCCUGUCAAGAGUAUCCACACAAAAUUUGGGUAUAUUGUUGAUUGCAUUGAUAUUAAUAAUCAACCAAGUUUUGAUCAUCCUUUGCUGAAAAAUCAUAAGUUGCAGAAAAAGCCCAGCUUUAUAACUGUACCCAGUAAGAAGACUUUUUCAAGUAAGGCUAUAUUCGGACUACAAAAAGACGAAUGUCCAAAGGGAACUGUUCCUAUUAAGAGAACAACGAAAGAGGAUUUAAUUAGAGGAAAAAUAUAUUUUAAUAAUGGGUUUCUUGAACAUAUUCAUGGAAAUCAUUAUGCAGAAGUCAUAUCGGGAUAUUUUCCAUUUUACAAAGGAGUUACAGGAUCAACUAGUAUAUAUGAUGUUAAUGUUUCAAAUGACCAGUCAAGUUCUAGUGUAAUGUAUGUUCGCAAUGGACCUGAUAGCACAAGUUAUAUCGGAAUGGGAUGGCAUGUGGCUCCGCAAUUGUACAACGAUCAUGCGGCUCAUUUUUAUGCAGUAUGGACGACAGAUAAUUUCAAGAAUACUGGAUGUUUCAACUUACAAUGUUUGGGAUUUGUUCAAAUUAGUCGACAAAAUUACCUUGGUGGAAAUAUUUUAAAUACAUCUAUCUAUGAUGGACGAACAUUUGAAAUGACAAUAUCUAUUACUCAGGAUCCGAAAACACAAAAUUGGUGGCUAACUCAAGAAAAUGAAAUAAUUGGUUAUUUUCCUAUAUCAUUAUUUUCUAAUUUGAUAUAUGCGCAUCAAGUAGGAUGGGGUGGUAGAACUUCCACUGCUCAACAUGGUCCUAGUCCUCAAAUGGGUUCUGGAGUAUUUCCUGAUAACAUAUAUAAUCACGCAAGUUAUUUUAUAUAUGUUUCAUUUGUAGUUAAUUCCCUCGAGAGAAUUGAGCCCGAAAAUUAUAUGGUAGAAACAUUCAACGACAAACCUAAAUGCUUUUUUGCUAAAUAUUAUGGACUACAAGACGAAGAUGUUAGGUAUAGUCUUCAAUUUGGAGGUCCAGGGGGUAAUUGUGGUGAUUAA